Messenger RNA from Synchiropus splendidus (mandarinfish), 1915 nucleotides. Its product is annotated as gastrula zinc finger protein XlCGF57.1-like. The record is from RefSeq and is a predicted model, not a curated record. Lineage: Eukaryota; Metazoa; Chordata; Actinopteri; Syngnathiformes; Callionymidae. The transcript has a single exon. Bases 6 to 1610 code for a protein of 534 amino acids.
AACACAUGAAGACAGAAGCUGAUGGAGACACCUGUGGAGGAGCAGAAGCAGCCAGUGACUUGGAUACACCUCUCCUCCCUGACCACCAGAGGUCGCCUUGUUCUGACACUGUUGACAGUGAGGACUGGAGAGAAACCAUUGACCCUGAAUCUGCUUCAAAUUCAAUGGAGGAUCCGAAUGUUCACGUCAGUGGGAAGAAAGAUGAUGCUCUCAACACACUGAUCUGCUCUGGGUGUGGGAGGAAAUGCUCUUCGAAGUCUGAACUGAUUCGACACAUGAAAUCCUGCAGCGGAUCUUUGAGUUGUUCGGUUUGUGGAAAAUCUUUUGAAAAGAAACGUGAUCUAAAAAUCCACAUGAGACUUCACACAGGAGAUGCACCUUACAACUGCUGUGGUGAGAGAUUUACCCAGCGUGAAACAAAGAAAGAACACAUGAAGCUUCACACUGGAGAAAAACCUUUCCAGUGCUCUCAGUGUGGUAAAUGCUUCAUGCAGCACUAUUACCUGAAGGAACACAUGAAAGUUCACACUGGUGAAAAGCCUUUCAGUUGCUUGCAGUGUGGCAAAUGCUUUUCACAGAAGGGCCGUCUGAAUAGUCACCUGACACGUCACUCGGGUGUCAAACCUUUCAGCUGCUCUCAGUGUGGUAAAAGUUUUGCUCAGAAACAUGACCUAAUGAGACACAUGAUAGUUCACACUGGUGAAAAGCCGUUCACCUGCUCUCAGUGUGGCAGGUCAUUUGCUCGGAAGUGUCACUUGGAGGGACACGAGAGAAUUCAUUCUGGGGAGAAACCUUUUGUUUGCUCACUGUGUGGUAAGUGUUUUAAACUGAAACCUUACCUGAAGUGUCACAUGAGAGUUCACACGGGAGAAACACCUUACGAACGCUCUCAGUGUGGUCAAAGUUUUGCAGAGCGUGAAACGUUCAGAUGUUCUCAGUGUGGAAGAUCUUUUGCUCGGAAAUGUGACCUGCAGGGACACAUGAGAUUUCACACAGUUGAAAAAGCUUUCAAAUGCUCUCAGUGUGGUAAGUGCUUCAAGUACCGUACUACACUUAACGCUCACACAAGAAUUCACACUGGAGAAAAACCUUUCAAAUGCUCUCAAUGUGGUAAGUGCUUCAACCGCCACACUACACUUAAAACUCACACGAGAAUUCACACUGGAGAAAAACCUUACCAGUGUUCCCAGUGUGGCAAGUCUUUUACACAGCGUGGGAGUUUUCAGUCACACAUGAAAGUUCACAUGGGUGAAAAACCGUUCAGCUGCUCUCAGUGUGGCAAAUGUUUUAGUCAGAGUGCUGCCCUGAAAGACCACAUGAGAAUUCACACUGGUGAAACACCUUUCAGCUGUCCUCAGUGUGACAAACGGUUUCGAACGAAAGGUAUCCUGAGUGUUCACCUGAUGCAUCAUUCUGGUGAAAAACCAUUCAUCUGCCCUCAGUGUGGCCGUUCUUUUGUUCGGAAAUGUCACCUGGACGGACAUAUGCUUCGAGUGCAUACUAGAGAAAAACCUUUUGUUUGCUCUCAUUGUAGUAAAUGUUUCAAACUGAAACAGUACCUGAAGCAACACAUGAGAGUUCACUCUGGUGACCAGCCUUGCCCUGAGUGAACACGUGUGUUUUGGACAGUUCAGAUACUGAGAAUACUGAUUUCUUGUUUUGUCCAAUUAUGGAAGAGAACUUUUGACAUUGAGGCGUCAUUCGUCCUCUGGUCAGUGUUGGUGCAUGUGAGAUGAGUCUCCUCACUGUUGAUAAUAAUGACAGACACAGUUGUGCAGAUGUGUGUAUCAUUCAUCACAUGGUAUAUUGAGCAGUUUCUCUCUGUCUGUCUGAAAAUGUUUUUCAUUGAGUUUAGCUACGCAAAGAUAAUUGUUGGGGGUAAAGUCAUGAUAUUUUGUAUGAAUUAUUUAUUUAA